Acanthosepion pharaonis is the source of this 681-nucleotide messenger RNA. The record is from the annotation of a GenBank genome assembly. Lineage: Eukaryota; Metazoa; Mollusca; Cephalopoda; Sepiida; Sepiidae.
AUGUUCCAACACCGCCUCGUGGUUCGCUACACACAACUCUCUCGAGUGGUCUCCCGCCGUCACAUUUAUCCCAGCGAACACCAACCAAUUUGCAUACGCCCAAGUUCUCCUCUCGCCAAUCCUCGCGGUUACGAGAUCGCUUCCUCGCAAUGUGGCCCUGGCCACCGCACCUAUAACAUACAACCCCACCACGGGGCUGGGCCCCUGAUACGGUCUAUCAUCACUCGGCGUGGACUGUGCAGCGGCGAUCACCGAUUCUCUCACCUCAGAGCUGUCUUCAUCACGGUCCUGGCCCGGACGGAACGGUUGGCCCGGCACCGCCUACUUCUGGAAACACUCCUCAGCUUAACGACAGCUACAAUCCAGCUACAACAACUCCACAGAUCUUUGCACUCAAAUGUUCCAACACCGCCUCGUGGUUCGCUACACACAACUCUCUCGAGUGGUCUCCCGCCGUCACAUUUAUCCCAGCGAACACCAACCAAUUUGCAUACGCCCAAGUUCUCCUCUCGCCAAUCCUCGCGGCUACGAGAUCGCGUUUCCAUAAGUCCGACUCACCGUAAUGGUGGUGUUUCUUUCUUCGGACCAAUUACUGCCCUACACACCAGACACAAACGAACCCUCUUAUGCCGAGAACUGAGGUUAGUCUCAUUUUCAUGUCCACAAGUAGGUUUCUUGUGA